Protobothrops mucrosquamatus (brown spotted pit viper) is the source of this 1870-nucleotide messenger RNA. RefSeq names its product UDP-GlcNAc:betaGal beta-1,3-N-acetylglucosaminyltransferase 9 (gene B3GNT9). The record is from RefSeq and is a predicted model, not a curated record. Gene Ontology annotation, molecular function: hexosyltransferase activity. NCBI's taxonomy places the organism in Eukaryota, Metazoa, Chordata, Lepidosauria, Squamata, Viperidae. The coding region runs from base 1 to 1377 and encodes 458 amino acids. Gene Ontology annotation, cellular component: membrane. The transcript is spliced from 2 exons.
AUGGGGCAGGCUACCAAGCACACAUCUACGAGCCUUUUGACCCGAAACAUCUGCUCGGAUGUCACAUGGACCUCGCCAGCAAAGUUUUCCCCUAGGACUACGUCGGAUAUUUCUUUGAAAUUCCUGGAAAUGAUGAGAGUUCAACUCAAGAGCGAUGCCAUCUGUACACUUUGUCUGGUGGUAGCCCUUUUCACCAUGCUCUAUUCCCAACUGGGCCACACGUCCCACAGAGAAGAACAAGUAGAAGUCCAGAAGAAGACUUCAACUGCAGCUCACAGGGAUUCCCGCGUUCCUGUUUUCCGGAAAGAGCCGACUGCGCAGAGUUACGCAUCGGAGCCUAAAAUUAUCUCGCCUAUGAAAGAUGCCAAGUUGGAAACGCAGGAAGACCCCGUCACCAAUCCAGCCCCUCUGACUCGUUCCGCCUUUGAUUUUAGACUUUACCUAAGGAAUAAGGACAACAGGAAAUUCAACCUUCUCAUUAAUCAGCCGAAGAAGUGCACGAGAAGCUCAGAAAGGCCCUUUUUGCUCAUUGCCAUAAAAUCGCUGGUUGAGGAGUUUGACCACCGUGAGAUUGUACGCAGGACAUGGGGGAGAGAAGGCCUGGUCAACGGGAUGCAGGUCCAAAGAGUUUUUCUCCUAGGAGUUCCCAAGAACAAGACGGCACUGCCCACGUGGGAAACCCUGGUCCAGCAAGAGAGCCAGCUGUAUCGGGACAUUUUACUCUGGGACUUUCUGGAUACCUUUUUCAACUUGACCUUGAAAGAGAUCCAUUUCCUCAGCUGGGCUGAUGAGUUUUGUUCCAGGACCAAGUUCAUAUUCAAAGGUGAUGCUGAUGUUUUUGUCAACAUGGAAAACAUCGUCAACUUCCUGGCAAGCUGCAAUCCUUCCGAGGACCUCUUUGUUGGGGACAUCAUCUACAAUGCACAACCCAUCCGAAUCCAAAAAAGCAAGUAUUAUAUUCCAGAAACAAUGUACGGGCUAGGUAUGUACCCAGCCUAUGCCGGGGGUGGUGGGUUCUUGUUGUCCAUCAGCACCUUGAAGAAGCUUGCUCAAGCUUGCACCCAAGUGGAACUCUUCCCAAUUGACGACGUCUUUUUGGGCAUGUGCUUGCAACGGAUCAACCUGAAGCCCGUCUUGCACGAAGGGUUCAAGACUUUUGGAAUACCCAAACCUUCAGCAGCUCCCAACCUGCAGACUUUUGAUCCUUGUUUCUACAAAGAUCUCAUGGUAGUCCACGGGCUGAAGAUAGCUGAAAUCUGGCUAAUGUGGAAUCUCCUCCACAACCCACGCCUCUCUUGCACCCAAAACAAGCAGAUAAGGAAAGCUUUCCGAUGGAAGAAGAAAAUUAAAGACACUGCCAAAAAUUAUGCUGCCUGAGGAUUGGCGGACACCAUGGCUGGGCUCAUGCAAGGAGGCUGAAUUAUCCUUUUUUCGGGGUCCACCCAAUACACUGAACCAGAAACCAAGCAGAAACCAUGUGCUAACCCACAAACCAGUUAACCAAGAUUAACUCUAAUCAAGCUUAUCAUGUUGCACGAAGGCAGAUGUUAGGUCUUCAACUGACCAGUUCAGUUCUGUUGAAGGUGAUCUUGAGGGCUGGUGUAGCUUUCAUAGGGUGAGACAGUUGAAAUGCAACCAUCUUAGUUCAUCUUUUAUAGCCAAGGCCAGACACGAAACCACCUAGUAAUAUGAAUUCACCCGUGCGAUUCUUCCCCGAGUAGUUUUCUUAAUAAGAAGUCCUUCUGGUGACUCUUAAAGGCACGGCCAUCUUAAGAGAAUGAUCACAAACUGCGCUUGUUUGGUCAUUUUUUUUACCCAACACACUGGCUAGUUUUAUGUCCAAUGGGCCUGCUGUUGCUGUACAGGCAGU